AUGGAGUCAGCAGGAAUCCAAACCCAUAACGCUGGUGACGUCCAGGUUGAAGUUGAAAAGGAGGGUAUCGGGAAUGGUGGCAUCGUCCUCCUAGAGAACUGCACCGAUCCCAGGGAGAUCAUGGAGUGGGCAGGAAGGCUAGAAAGACUUAGGUAUACGCCUGAUCGCAGUCCUUCCCCGCCCUUACCCAGGGUAACUCUCGAUAUGGAGGAGGAUGUCACAGUAAAGAAUAGCGAAUACGGGGUGGCUAGUAAUGAACUACACAUUCCUAACGAUACCCCGAACGUUUCUCGAAUCACACGAUUCAAUACGCCUUCGGCUCUGUCCGAUUUUACCAGAGAAGGGUCUCUGGACACUGAUAUCAUGUCUUUGGGGUUCCCUGACGAAGACUCGUCGUUCCUCACCACAGAGAGUUCGCCGUGCCCACCUAGGGACGGGACGAUUCAACACCUAUCAAAGGAAUCGAAUACGCCGUUAACAAAGUCGAAGAGUGGGAACCACCCUCGAAAGCACGGCGAAGGUGGAUGGGUGUUCACAUACGGAAAGAAGCGAAAAUACAUCGCGAGCGAAGGAUACCUUGACCCUAAUCUAACAGACUACGAAGUAACCGUUAUCGCCAAAGGCAUGUUUAGAAAGAAAUGGACCGAAUCCGCUCAGGAGAAACUCCGCACCGAACUCGCUGCAGUGGGUCAGACGCCCACCAAAGCCCAGUUCGAUCGCCUAAGUCGCCAGAAAAUGACCGACGACAUGAGGAGAGAGCAGCAAAAGUUCUUGAAGACGGCGUUGGAUCAGGUUGAGGAAUUGAGGAGGAAGAUGGGGGUGAAGAAUCCGACGCAGAAGGCGAAGGAGGAGGAGAAUCAUGGUCCGCCGAAACCGAAGAGAGCGAGGAUGAGCGCGGAUAAGAGGCUUGCGCUGGGUUUGGAGUCUGCUGGGAAGUAUAUUGAGGAUAUGAUGAAGACGACAUGA
Molecule: messenger RNA, 966 nt
Organism: Coprinopsis cinerea okayama7#130
Lineage: Eukaryota; Fungi; Basidiomycota; Agaricomycetes; Agaricales; Psathyrellaceae
Exons: 3
Coding region: 1-966 (321 amino acids)
Source: RefSeq, a predicted model, not a curated record